GAGCGAUUGCUCAGAGGAUUGUGCACUGAGAGCUAAACUCUAAUGACCUCAAGAAAUGAAAAGCAAAAACACAAAGUAAGCGCUCAAAAAAUGCACUCGGAACUAGUACAAGGUAUUGAUGCAUGUCCGUGGUGAUAACCUCACACGUCGUGCACGUGGUACAGCUGUUCCUGGACAAAUUAUAAUAUAUAGAACACUCUUCCAGGGACAGGCACAGGGAGAGAAAAACAAAGACUGCCUCUCAUGCAUGAUUUUCAACAAUCUUCAAAAGCAAAGCAUCAUCUUCGUUUCUUUCAAGUGCCUCUGCCACGACCACUGGCGUCAUACCUUCACUUCUUCUUGUUCGACCGAAAGAGAUGAACAAAGUAGCUAUUAGAAGACCGCUGCUCCUCUCUGUGGCAGCAAUUGUGGUGAUAGCAGACUUUAUCCUGCUGUAUUGGUUCUGGGACUUGCUUUCUGCAGAUGCCCAACUUCUGAUGGAUUUAUACAGCGGCAAGCGGAGAAGAUCAGCAGCAGCACGCUCUCAUGGGAGAACGUCGGGAGCAAGCCAACGUGGAGAUCUUCGAUAUUCUAGCCCGACUCCUCAUCUUCGGCACGGGUGGCUUUCAACCGACGCUGAUGAUCUACUUGUCUCUUAUCGCCAAAACUACGAUGACACACAUCCAACAGUGCCUGGCGAAGAGCCGCAAGCAGGUUCUUCUAGUGCUUCUUCCGUAGCAAAAAGUCAAGUUGAACGAAAAGAGUCGAAGACAGGCAGACGUGAGCAGGAGGGGUGCAGUGUUCUGGAGGAAGGCUGCCCUGGAUCAGAUUCGGACGCGGACAUGGAACACAAGCGCGAAGUUAGAGCCGGCCUCACGGCGCAGCACAAGCGGAUGACAAGCCAGCUGGAGGCCGCACGGAAGGAAAGGCUUGCGUCUCCACGACAGCUCCAAAAGAGCACGAGAGACGAUGGAGAGGCGAUGUUGAACGCAGCACUCGUGAACAAGAUGAAAGAGCAGGUGACGGAGACGGAAGGAGCGAUCACGCAGCUCAAAAAUGACAUUGGGGCAAAGCGCCAGGCUACUCAGGACGCUCAAGCCAGGCGAGAUGCCGCGAAAGCAGAACAGGAAGCUCAGAGGCAGCAGGGACAACUAGAACACGUGACAAGACAAGAGGAGGCGAGGGAGCGCGAACAGGCUCGACGGGAUCUGCCCCACCAGUCUGCGGAAACGGUAGAUUCGGCUGCAGAGCACACUACACAGCAGAAAGGCAACACCGCUCAUCCUAGGCGGCUGGAAGUAGAUGAGCAGGCGGCAGACCGAGUCAUACAGGAAAGCGUACUGAAAUCCCUCAAGUCGGGGAGUCAGGGAUUUGAGGAAGAGAAAAUUGAGGAGGCUUGUAGUGUCUUCGUCAAUCGCGCCCGGCGCUUCUAUAAAGUAAGGCAAGUGACUGAUGUAGUAGAUGGUGAGGUGAUCUACGCCUGUUGCGACACUCACAGGUUCUCAGAAGCAAAGUUUAAGGGAGAAAUAGUGCAGCUUAAAGACUACCACAAAAGAUGGAAAAACCACGUCAUAAGUGCAGAAGCUGAAAGAAAACUGUCGAGAAGCUACCGCACUUCAACAGAUCCUGCUGCGAAGACAAAAGCGAGAAUUCUAGGGGCUCUAUCAAACAACGCGGCUCUAGAGAAGAAGGCAGGGAUUUGCAACUGAAGCAUAUUUCAACAAGCAGCUGCAUGGAGGGGGAAGGUCAACAUCAAUAAGCAGAAGUAGAGAAACAACAAGUUGUACUUAAACAAGAAGAUCUGCAACAGUACCACAACGACAUGAAUCCAGCCUCGUAUCUCUGGAUAUUAAACAAGAAAGAUGAAAAGGAAUUCGUGAAAAUUACAUAACACACUUAUGGAUCUGAUCAAUUUGAUCAUUAGACUGAUCUACUGAUGUUUGUCUGACAACCGGUAAGAUAAUGAUGUAAAUGGAGGGAUAAGAU
Amoebophrya sp. A25 is the source of this 1965-nucleotide messenger RNA. The record is from the annotation of a GenBank genome assembly. Lineage: Eukaryota; Dinophyceae; Syndiniales; Amoebophryaceae.